Molecule: messenger RNA, 439 nt
Organism: Zychaea mexicana
Lineage: Eukaryota; Fungi; Mucoromycota; Mucoromycetes; Mucorales; Lichtheimiaceae
Product: ATPase, F1 complex alpha/beta subunit, N-terminal domain-containing protein
Exons: 3
Coding region: 92-439 (115 amino acids)
Biological process (GO): proton motive force-driven mitochondrial ATP synthesis; proton transmembrane transport
Source: RefSeq, a predicted model, not a curated record
CUGGCACAGAAAAAAAAAUUAGCCCACCCCAGCUCCAGUUGAACCCCCCUUCCUAUCUUUUUUUUCUCUCCUUUGAGAAACCAUAUUCACAAUGUAUUUGCCCCGAGUUCUCGCGGCUUCCCGCAACGCCGUCCGCGCCAACAAGGCCAACGCUCACUUCCUUGCCCGUGCUGCUACCAAGCCUGCCGCCGUCAAGGCUCGUUCCUAUGCCACUGAGGCCACCUCUGCUGGUCAGAUUCGUUCGGUCAUUGGUGCCGUCGUCGACGUCCAGUUCGAGCAGGAGAACCUCCCCGCCAUCUUGAACGCUUUGGAAGUCCAGGACCACUCUGGUGGCCGUCUUGUUCUCGAAGUUGCCCAGCACUUGGGUGAGAACACUGUCCGUACCAUUGCCAUGGACGGUACUGAAGGUACAGUAAUCGAUCGCAUAGGAGUAGGAUGA